Lasiosphaeria miniovina is the source of this 213-nucleotide messenger RNA. RefSeq lists its product as uncharacterized. The transcript has a single exon. The record is from RefSeq and is a predicted model, not a curated record. The annotation marks the transcript as partial. Lineage: Eukaryota; Fungi; Ascomycota; Sordariomycetes; Sordariales; Lasiosphaeriaceae.
AUAGAUGAGAUCAUGAAGGCGCCGCCAAGCAGCGGGGACGCUGCCACCUUUUUUCGCCCCGGGUACCCAUUCGUCAUCACCGACGGUGGACUACUGUUCAACAUUCGCCCCGACGGUACACGAAGCCUUUGUAUACCACACAACCUGAUCGGAGAGGUCCUCGCAGAAGUGCAUGACGAGAAGCACCACUUCGGCAAGAAUCGAAUACUCUGA